UUGAACAGACUGAUAAACUCUUACAAACAGCAAUCCUGGAUGACAAGUUAGAACUAAGGCCAUGCAUUGAGUUGAUGGACGCAACCACAGGGGAAAACUCAACCGUCUUAAAAGUCACUUUGCUUUCAACAGAAGAUAAAAAACAAAACAACCCAACUGUGAUACAGGCAGCCAUCCAACCUCUUGAGGAAAAACAACAACAUGAACAUAAAUUGAAGAGUGUUGCAUCUAUUAAUGGAAGACUCCAGUACACGCCAAACACUGUGGGUAUUCACAAAACGUCUAUCAGUAUCGAUGGCCGUCAACUGUAUGAUGACAGAUUUGUCUUUCACAGCAGAAAACAGGAUGAAGAACUAAUGAGAAAAAUUCUUGUAGGAAUUGAUGGUAAACCUGGAGAAUACAGAGAUGUAUUGUUGUCGACAGUAGAGUUUGAAGAAAAUAGGAGAAACAGAAAAUAUUGCAAAAUAUCGGAAAGUGGUUUACUGACCAACAAAUAUUCACCCAAUUCUGGAGAACUUCCUCCAGACAGUCUGAAAUGUUUCAAAGGUAUUACAGCCAGAUCUCCUCUAUCUGGACUCGGGUGUUCCUUCUGGGUGACGAGACUGGAUUGUAAGGCGCUGCCCUCAGCAGAAUUAAAUAAGGUGGCAGCUCAAGUUGGUCUCUGUCUACAGGAGCAUUGUGAUGACGAGAUCCAGAUUGCACGCAACAAACACUCGUGGUGUGUUAGUGUGGACAGCUGUAAAACCCACCACAGUUUGUGUUUAAAGGUGUACUCAAGUAAAAGGCGCGUGUGUGACCAUCCUUUGACGGUGUUUAAACCAAACACAAAGCUAAACAUCACAUUGGGGCUGUUACUUGAUACCGACAACUCAACUCUCCAUGUUAUCAACGUUACCACCAACUCACUGGUUCACUCGAUACCAAACAUCGAAACAUCACAACCACUGAUGCCAGUGUUUGGUGUAUACGGUCCAAAUAUGUUUCAAGUCCAAAUGAGUGUACCAUCUUCCAUGGAUUUAUCAGUGGAUCCUACUUUGCUAGAGUUACUCUCAGGUUUGGUUCAGACAUAGUUGUCUCCCUUAUUAAGUCGGCCAUGCAGCUACUCAUUCUGAACGGAUAUCUCUGAAUAAAACUAACGUCGUUAACCAGACAAGACUACCAAUAGCAUCAAGUCAUCUUGUCCAACAUAAUAUAAUAAUAAUAAUAAUAAUAAUAAUAAUAAUAAUAAAACAGUUAUGGUGACCCAUAACACAUCUGUCUCAGUGGUUGCGUUGUACAGAAGAAGAGUGAUAUGAUUUACACUGCGGUCAUUUUACUAACAAAACUCUUAACGUGUGAGGGGAGCUCAUUAACGGGGGAAUGUGAAAAUAGGUGUGAGGCAUCUCAGUUAGUGAUGCCUGGAGGGAACUGCUUCCCAGAGCAUCUCUGAUUCGCGACUCUCUGAAUCAUAUUUGCAUAACACCCAAUAGUCCAAAUUAGUUUUUUCACGUUAGGUCUGUUAAGGAUUAUUAAAAGUCAUAUAUAUGUCUGUCAUCCAUCAAAUCUUUCUUCCACCAUUCCAGCCAACUUUCCAGUACGUUUCCUGACCAUGGUUGAAGUAAAGGAUUAUUUUGAUACAGGAAUCCCACUGUCAUCACAUACACUGCUCUUAUUAUCACAAGUAGCCCACUGUCAUCACAUAAGCUGUACUUAUUGUUAUAAGCAACUCAACUCACAAACUGAACUUAGUACCAUAGGAAACCCACUAUCACCAUAUACACUGCACUUACUACCAUAAAUAACCCACUGUCACCACAUAGCUGCAUUACUACUACAUAAAACCCCUUUUUCCCCACAUUAAGUUAUGACGUCGCUUCACAAAAUGGCGUCAUGCGUUAUGCACUUGAAAUCAUUAUGACACAGGUGGGUCAUACUGGUUAUAUUUCCCUGAAUAUCUUAAACUAUAUGGAUAAUAAUCUGGACUUCCUACCAUAAGAGACUCACAGUCACUACAUAACCUGGACUUACUAUUUUAACAAAAAAAAAAAGCGUUUUACACACUACCUGUAGUUACUAUCAUAACAAAUCCAUUGUCACCACACAGCUGCACUUCCUAUCAUAAGAACGCAUUUUCACCAAUAAAGCUGCAGUUAUUAAUAUAAGAAACCCAUUCUUACCACACAAACAACUCGCUAUUAUAAAAAUACCUCGGCACUUACUAUCAUAAGGAACUCAAUGUCGCCACAUAGUAUGUACUUUCUACCAUAUGAAA
Molecule: messenger RNA, 2251 nt
Organism: Gigantopelta aegis
Lineage: Eukaryota; Metazoa; Mollusca; Gastropoda; Neomphalida; Peltospiridae
Exons: 3
Coding region: 75-1070 (331 amino acids)
Source: RefSeq, a predicted model, not a curated record